Perognathus longimembris pacificus (Pacific pocket mouse) is the source of this 5137-nucleotide messenger RNA. RefSeq names its product ENAH actin regulator (gene Enah). The transcript is spliced from 16 exons. The record is from RefSeq and is a predicted model, not a curated record. Lineage: Eukaryota; Metazoa; Chordata; Mammalia; Rodentia; Heteromyidae. Gene Ontology annotation, molecular function: profilin binding; SH3 domain binding. Bases 237 to 2561 code for a protein of 774 amino acids. Gene Ontology annotation, biological process: actin polymerization-dependent cell motility; axon guidance; actin polymerization or depolymerization.
GCGGCCGAGCGGGAGGCCCGCGCCGCGUCCCGCGCCUCCCCCCAGCCCCGGCCCCGGCCGGCGCGUCGGCACGACCGGCGAUGGAGUAACCGCGGCCGCCGGAGCGGAGCGGAGCGAAGCCGACCCUCGCCGCGCCUGCCGCGCCGCGCCGCGCCUCGCCGGCCGCCCCGAGGAGACCGCGCCCGGCGCUCGGAGGAGGUAGCGCCCGCUCGGCGUCCGCCGGGCCCGCCGGCGCCAUGAGUGAACAGAGUAUCUGUCAGGCAAGAGCUGCUGUGAUGGUUUAUGAUGAUGCCAAUAAGAAGUGGGUACCAGCUGGUGGCUCAACUGGGUUCAGCAGAGUUCAUAUAUAUCACCAUACAGGCAACAACACAUUCAGAGUGGUGGGCAGGAAGAUUCAGGAUCAUCAGGUGGUGAUAAACUGUGCCAUUCCUAAAGGAUUGAAAUACAAUCAAGCAACACAGACCUUCCACCAAUGGCGAGAUGCUCGGCAGGUGUAUGGUCUUAACUUUGGCAGCAAAGAGGAUGCCAAUGUCUUCGCAAGUGCCAUGAUGCAUGCCUUAGAAGUGUUGAAUUCACAGGAAGCAGCCCAGAGCAAGGUUACUGCUACCCAGGACAGCACUAAUUUGCGAUGUAUUUUCUGUGGGCCAACAUUGCCUAGACAGAAUUCACAACUACCUGCUCAAGUUCAAAAUGGCCCAUCCCAAGAAGAAUUGGAAAUCCAAAGAAGGCAACUGCAAGAACAGCAACGUCAAAAAGAGUUGGAAAGGGACAGGUUGGAGAGAGAAAGAAUGGAGAGGGAAAGACUGGAGAGAGAGAGGCUGGAGAGAGAGAGGCUGGAGAGAGAGAGGCUGGAGCAGGAGCAGUUGGAGCGGGAGCGCCUGGAGCGGGAGCGCCUGGAGCAGCUGGAGCGGGAGCAGCUGGAGUGGGAGAGAGAACGCAGAGUGUCAAAUGCCGCUCCAUCUUCAGACAGCUCCCUGUAUAGUGCUCCACUUCCUGAGUAUUCCAGUUGCCAGCCUCCUUCAGCACCUCCUCCAUCAUAUGCUAAAGUCAUCUCAGCUCCAGUGUCAGAGGCCACUCCUGAUUAUGCUGUAGUGACUACUUUGCCACCUACUUCCACACCCCCUACACCACCACUGCGGCACUCAGCAACACGUUUCGCAACAUCUCUAGGUUCAGCUUUCCACCCUGUUCUUCCCCAUUACGCCACAGCACCUCGUCCUCUGAGCAAAAAUUCUCGACCUUCUUCUCCUGUGAACACACCCUCUUCUCAGCCUCCAGCUUCGAAGCCCUGUGCCUGGUCUACUUCCAAUUUCUCGCCCCUUCCCCCGUCUCCUCCAAUAAUGAUUAGCAGUCCCCCUGGCAAAGCUACUGGUCCGAGGCCUGUCCUCCCUGUCUGUGUCUCUUCUCCUGUGCCCCAAAUGCCUCCAUCACCAACAGCACCUGAUGGGCUGCUGGACUCUCUAUCGUGCCCUGUGUCUCCACCACCUACCUCAGGGCCAGCAGCGCCGCCACCUUCCCUUGCAUCGUUCCCACACUGCGGACCACAGGCCUCUCCUCCUCCAGGCACUCCUCCAACCUCAGCUCCCUCCUCCAAGCCCAGUGUUCUCCCUUCUCCCUCUGCAGCUGCCCCUGCCUCUGUGGAGACCCCUCUAAACUCUGAGCUGGGAGACUCCUCUGCUUCCGAGCCAGGCUUGCAGGCAGCCUCUCAGCCGGCCGAGACUCCAGCCCCACAGGGUAUUGUCUCAGGACCACCUGCACCUCCACCUCCUCCUCCACUCCCACCAGGUCCUGCCCAGGCCUCUGCACUCCCUCCGCCCCCAGGACCCCCUCCUCCACCUCCACUGCCAUCUUCUGGGCCUCCUCCUCCACCUCCCCCCCCACCUCUUCCUAAUCAAGUCCCUCCUCCUCCUGUACCACCUCCUGCCCCUCCCCUUCCUGCAUCUGGAUUUUUUUCGGGAUCCAUGUCAGAAGACAAUCGUCCUUUAACUGGACUUGCAGCCGCAAUUGCAGGAGCCAAGCUUAGGAAAGUGUCACGGGUGGAGGAUGCAUCUUUGCCCGGUGUGAACUCGGCCUCGUCUAAAUCAGACAUGGGUCGUGGAAAUGGUCCCCUCCCCUUAGCAGGUAGCGGCUUAAUGGAGGAAAUGAGUGCCCUGCUGGCCAGGAGGAGAAGAAUUGCUGAAAAGGGAUCAACUAUAGAAGCAGAAAAUGAAGAGUCAGAGUCUGUAACUUCUAAGGCCUCAUCAACAAGUACACCUGAACCAGCCAGGAAACCUUGGGAAAGAACAAAUACAAUGAAUGGUAGCAAGUCACCUGUCAUCUCCAGACGGGAUUCUCCAAGGAAAAAUCAGAUUGUUUUUGACAGCAGGUCCUAUGAGUCAUUACACAGACCUAAAUCCACACCCUUGUCUCAGCCCAGUGCCAAUGGGGUCCAGACAGAAAGCCUUGACUAUGACAGACUGAAGCAGGAUAUUUUAGAUGAGAUGAGAAAAGAACUAACCAAGCUGAAAGAGGAGCUCAUUGAUGCAAUCAGGCAGGAACUGAGCAAGUCAAAUACUGCAUAGAGAAGCAAACUAAACAAAAAUAGGACUUUAAUCUGGAGAAAAACAAAAAUUCCUACAAACAACUGUUGACAACAUCCCUACAGCUACGAGCUAUCAGAAGAAAGUGGAAAGAGAGUCAAGGGGAAAACCGCAUCCUCUGAAACCUUCGUACGUUGUGACUCUGGCAAUCAGCUGUUUUCCUCUCCAUUUGCUGCUGCUUUGACCUUUAACACAGGAUGAAAGAGAGUUAUCUAUGAGUUUCCCAUAACAUUUAUGCAGAAAAUAUAAACCCAUCAGGCAAGAUCACCGUGCAUUGAGAUAUUUUCAUGUUGAAAUAAAACCACACAUUUUCCACAACCCAUUGCUAAAAUAAAGAGGAGAAAGGCUUAUGAAGUUUUUUUCCCCCCAGAGGGUGCUGAUGAAGAACUUUAGCAAGUUCUGCUUUUGUAUUGCAAAUGUUUCUCUCAGGUUUGUCUUCCUAUCAUAUUUGGUAUUCCAUGACUAGUUGAGAUCAGCGCCAAGAUGAGGAACGAAUGGAAUUGUGUUCGCUUUCAAAGGAUGACAUUUACAAGAAAGAAUCUGAAAAUGACCUGUCCAGCGUGAGGGAUUAUAGAGUGAUAGGAAGUCUCAAGUUAGCCUUCAUGCAAUUUUGUAGUUUAAAACAUAAAUUCGCCAAGAAUUUACAGAUUUAGAUGCCUUCCUAAAUUGUUACAAUGCUUUACCAAAUCUAUAACUUCUAUAUAAAACAAACCAGUGGUCAAAUGUAAAACAAUAUAUUGUAGAUUUACUGUAGCUUUUCAACCUUUUGUAGACUUCUGCAUGGACAUUUUUAUAAUGUAAUAAGUCACCGCAGUUAGCUUUUUUAAUUGCAGAUGGUGAAGCAUGUCGUGCGCCUGUAGAGGCCUCUCAAGAUCUGGUCUCGGGGGAACAUUUUGUAGAGAUAGAAGAAGGAAGAAGGGAAGGAAUAAUUUUUUAUUUAAUUUCUGCACUAUUUUUUUUUCAAUUGCCUGCAUGACUAAUAAUGAAAAUAUUUUGUGACUUUAAUUGGUAAAUAUGUUAACACGACCAAGUACUUAAUCUUUUACAUCAUGUCUUCAGCUAUUUGUAUUUUAAACAGUAAUUUCAAUGGUCUGAAGCAUGAUUGUGAGCUUCACACAAAUUCUACCUUACUGUGGAACUCAGAAGUUAAGACUGCUGGUUGGUGGGUCUUCAGGGCCCUGCAGUGGUGCAGGUGUGCAGGCACCUGUGCCUGAGUGCAGAGCUGCUUUUGAAAUUUGUUACAUUGAGCACAGCAAGUAACAAUGAUGGCAGCCAUUAAGGUCACAGAAGCAGUUGGGUAGAAGGCUCGAGCUUGCCCUUGUGUGUAAUCUGCUCCCUGCUUUGCAAUGGAGGGAGAGGUCCUGUGUGUUGUCACAACAGCUUUUGGCAAGUUUAGGGAAUCAGAAAUCCCCCAGGCUCUCCACGCUAAUAUGUGCUUGAGUUGUCACGUGCCAUAUUUGCUUUGAAGGCUUAGCCCGAACGUUUGCUAAAAUUCUGAAGAAACGGCCCAUUUUGAUCUACUUUCCUGAUUGUACACAUGUUGGUCCUCUGCUCGUUCAGCACAGUUUUCUGAAUGCCACUGGUUUGCAGCCAUCACUACACAAGGACGUUGAAUGAGAGAGUUGUUUUUCACCAUUAAAACCUGUAGAAACUUACUUUCUAAACUAAACUGUGAUGGAUGAGCUAUUCUAAUUCAAACAUACGGUUCUUCUUUUCUAUUAUUCAUCACCUGCAAGUCAUACAAUAGUAGUGAAGGCUUUGAAGAUGCCGUGUGCUUAUAAAUUAGUUGUCUAAAAGAAGUAGGCAGUUUUUAAUCGUGUACUUUUGGUUAUACAGAUACUUUGACAGUAUAAAUGUUUUACCCUUAUGCAUCUGGCCAGAUAUGACUUUGGAUUUCAUUGGAUUAGUUAAGUAGCCUAGCCUCAUGGUCCAAAGUAAGAUCAAAGACUAAAAUUACAUGCUGAAUCUUCAGAGAGCCUGGUUUACGCACUAACGUUCCGUGCCUUGGUCCAAUACUAACAUUGAUGUCUGUAGAGCUGGAGAAGCAGUGUUGAGCCAUGCUAAGCGGGCUCCUUCUGAGAACUUGAUUGGUUCUCCUCACAGUCCUGCCAUGGUUGGAGAUGUCAGCCGUUAGGUUGGGAAACACAAGCCUAUGUUACGGUCCUUAUCAGAACUGUGCAUUGGAAUUGCACUGCUGCUUGUGUGUUGGAUAUCCUCAGCCGAGUACAGCUUAGGACCCUUUCUCUCUGCAGGAAGGUACUGCUCUCAACACUGUGAUCUGACCUGCAACCACUCUGGAAAACAAACUGAAUGUACAAAUCCUAGUGCUGGCGCCGAAGUCUCUUCAGAACAGUCACCGUGAUCUAAAAGUUUGUUAGAAGUGUGCAAACAUUGGUGUCAAUCAAAACUGAAGGUGGAACACAAGAUGAAUGUUGAACUCUCAUGCCUUUUUAGGUUUCCCAGUUCCUGGCUAUUUUUAUCAUAACUGUUUCAUUUAAAUUUCUUACACGCUAACUUCAUUUGUGCAAUUGAAAUAAAGUUGCGGUAUAUACACACUG